Messenger RNA from Boeremia exigua, 1423 nucleotides. RefSeq lists its product as uncharacterized. Gene Ontology annotation, molecular function: oxidoreductase activity. Lineage: Eukaryota; Fungi; Ascomycota; Dothideomycetes; Pleosporales; Didymellaceae. The transcript is spliced from 4 exons. The coding region runs from base 223 to 1275 and encodes 350 amino acids. The record is from RefSeq and is a predicted model, not a curated record.
UGCUGGCAGCUUGACCAGGCGACACUCAGCCGCAACAUUGCAGGGGUUUCGUAAGCGCCAUUACCAAAGGCGGAGUUCCGCCAAACACUCAUUACAAACUACCACGAAUACGCAAGUACCUUUGUGCACUUCUAGAAACAAUCUUGAAAACCUCAUAGCGUAUAUAAGUUAGAACAGUAGUGCUCACUAUGUUUUUCCAAACUCAGAGACAGCAUCUCCAUCAUGUCGUAUCCUAAAAGCACCCGCUCGUGGCGUCGCACCACAACUCCAUACCCUUUGUCAAUUGCUCUUUCCACCGACACGCUCCCAGAAACUUUGGGACCCCACGAUGUUGUGCUCCGCAUCCACGCAGUCUCGCUUAACUAUCGCGACGUAGCUAUGCUGCGUGAAGGCGCCUACCCACUCCCAGUCGCCAUCGGUGGUAUCUGCGCAUCCGAUGCUGCUGCGGAAGUAGUGGCUGUAGGCAGCAAAAUCAGCAAGUUUCAGAUUGGUGACCAUGUGGCGCCAACAAUUGAUUUGACAACUCUCACGGGAGAAGAGCGAGAUGCUCGCCCGUUUGCGCUUGGCGGUGAUGGCCCUGGUGUUCUGACUGAGUAUGCGAUCUUCGAGGAGAAGCACUUGGUGAAGCUGCCGAGCUCUCUAUCGUGGGAAGAAGCGUCUACAAUUCCAGUCGCUGGUCUGACAGCUUGGGCGGCGCUAGGUCGCCUGCAAGGCUUGAUCAAGGGCUCGUCUGCUCUGCUGCAGGGUACCGGAGGUGUCAGUAUGUUUGCGCUCAAGCUCUGCCUUGCUGCGGGAAUCCGCCCUAUCAUCACAUCUUCUUCAGACGAAAAACUCGAGAAACUACGACAGCUUGACUCAAGCAUUGGACUCAUCAACUACAAGACCCAUUCGGAUGUUGUUGCAGAAGUCCUUCGACUCACUGAGGGCAAAGGAGUGGACUAUGUCAUCAACAACAUCGGGGUAUCGUCCAUUCCCGAUGAUAUCAAGGUCCUGCGGACCAGAGGUGGUAGAAUCGCUCUCAUAGGCUUCUUGGGAGGAUUCGAGGCCGACUGGCCACCAAGCUUACUUAUGAAUUUGAUACUGAAGGAAGCUCAUAUUGCCGGAAUCUUGGGUGGUUCCAGGGCCGACUUUGAAGCUUUGAAUGCGUUUUUGACGGAGAAAGACGUGCGUCUUGAUUUGCUUGUUGAUAAGACGUUCUCAUUUGAUGAUGCAAAGGCUGCCACUGAGUAUCUCUCAUCAGGCAAGCAUGCUGGAAAAGUGGUAAUCAAACUAUGAAGUGUACCUGAGCAGACUCGGGAGUCUGUUGGCAUGCCCCAGGUGUUCUGGUGUGGGAAUGUAGUUUGAAGCGCAUUUCUGGAGCUGAAUCUUUACCGUAUCCGCCACCAUGCUUGCAUUUGGAAUGCUUUACGAGCCGACCUCUCCA